Molecule: messenger RNA, 2350 nt
Organism: Capsella rubella
Lineage: Eukaryota; Viridiplantae; Streptophyta; Magnoliopsida; Brassicales; Brassicaceae
Exons: 2
Coding region: 355-2166 (603 amino acids)
Molecular function (GO): protein dimerization activity
Source: RefSeq, a predicted model, not a curated record
UGCGUCCCUUUGUUUAAUCCGCGGAGUCAAUCAAAACAAGUUCUUCAGUUUCCCUCUCUCUCGGAAAACGAGAAAACAAGGGUUUGGUUCUGUAUCUCUUCCAGGUUUCGCUGCCUUCUGUAAAACGAAUUCUUCACUUUGACACAGCUACCUACCCGAGGAGGUAUUCUCUCAUCCCUUACCAAGCAGUGUGUUUAUCACCUUGGAGGAGGCGUGUUUCAAGUUAGGGUCGACUUCUUGAUUUUGAUACAUAUGUUUCUGUUAGGCUGUAGGUAACGGACAAGUUGAGGGAAUCGACAACUGCUUCCAAUUUUGAUUCAUUGUCUGUGUUUUGUCAAGUAAACGAAAUCUUGAAUGGCUGGUUCUUCUGUGACGGAUAUUCAUGAGCAUGGAAUUUGUGUGGACAAAAAGAAAUCUCGUGUUAAAUGCAAUCACUGUGGGAAAGAGAUGACUAGCUUUUCUCGUCUGAGGUGUCACUUGGGUGGUGUAGGUACAGAUGUAACUCACUGUGACCAAGUUUCGCUUACUGUUAGAGAGAUGUUCCGGGCGAUACUUAUGGAGGAUAAAUCUGGUCAUACCAAGAGAGUUGGGAAUAUCCAAAUGAGUAAUUCUCCUAAGCGUCGGAAAAGCCAAGAUUCAUCAAGUGAGAGUGUUUCUCCUGAGAACGGGAAUAUGGCUGACAAACAGGAUUUGUUGUCAAACAAAGCCCAAAUGUGCAUUGGUCGCUUCUUUUAUGAACAUUGUGUCGACCUUUCAGCUGUGGAUUCCCCAUGUUUCAAAGAGAUGAUGAUGGCUGCAGGUGGUGGUCAGAUGAGGCUUAAGAUCCCUGAUUCUCAUGCUUUAAACGGCUGGAUGCUUCAAGAAGCAUUCAAGGAAGCGCAAGCUUAUGUGAAGAAGAUUAAAGAUUCCUGGGAGAUCACUGGGUGCAGCAUCUUGUUGGAUGCUUGGAUUGAUCAGAAAGGCCGCGAUCUGGUUACUUUUGUUGCAGACUGUCCUGCGGGUCCUGUGUAUCUGAAAUCCUUUGAUGUUUCAGAUAUUAAACACAAUGUAGCUGACUUACUAUCGCUAGUCAGUGGGCUUGUAGAGGAUGUUGGAGUACGUGACGUGACUCAAAUCAUUGCAUGUUCGACCUCUGGUUGGGUUGGUGAAUUGGGCAAGCUUUUUGCGGGUCACGACAGGGAAGUUUUCUGGUCUGUGAGUCUAUCCCAUUGUUUCGAGCUUAUGCUUGUGAAGAUUGUGAAAAUGCAUUCCUUUGGAGACAUACUUGAAAAGGUCAAUAACAUUUGGGAGUUCAUCAACAACAACAAAGUUUGCAGAGAUCGCAGCCAUGGAAUAGUCACAACUGUCUCCUCCUCCGAGUUUGAGUUUGUUACGCCGUAUCUAACUCUAGAGAAUAUUUUUAAGGCGAAGGAAAACUUGGUAGCCAUGUUUGCUUCAUUUGAUCGGAAGAAAGAAGAGGGCAAAGCAAUAUCUGAUUUGGUGAAUGACUCCUCGUUUUGGGAAAAUGUUGAUAGAGUUCGGAAAUGUACAUCUCCUCUCAUUCACGGUCUGCUCUUGUUUUCAACUGCUGACAAUCAGCAUGUAGGAUAUAUCUAUGACACCAUGGACGGCAUAAAGGAGAAUAUAGCGAAGGAAUUCAGUCACGAGAAACAAUAUUAUGAGCCGUUCUGGAAUGUGAUAGAUGAUGUCUGGAACAAUCGCCUUCACAAUCCGCUUCAUGCUACUGGUUACUUUCUGAAUCCGACUUCUUUCUACUCAACUGAUUUCCAUCUUGAUCCAGAAGUUGCCUCUGGUCUUACCCACUCUCUGGUUCAUGUGGCUAAAGAAGGUCACAUUAAAAUUGCCGCACAGCUUGAUAAGUAUAGACUCGGUAAAGAAUGCUUUAACGAGGCCAGUCAAGCUGAUCAGAUCUCUGGAAUAUCUCCGACUGAGUGGUGGACACAAACAGCGAGCCAGUAUCCAGAACUGCAGAGUUUUGCAAUUAAAAUUCUGAGCCAAACAUGUGAAGGUGCUUCAAGGUACAAGCUGAAGAGAAGCUUAGCAGAGAAGCUGUUGCUCACUGAAGGAAUGAGUCAUUGUGAACAAAAACAUCUGGAAGAGUUGGCGUUUGUUCAUUACAAUCUUCAUCUACAGAGCUGCAAAGCCAAAUUAAGUGAAGAGCAGUGAAGAGAUUGUGAUGCAGAUGUUUAUAUGGAUUGAUGCCGUUCAGCUUUUGUCAAUUGUGCAGGUUUAGUUUUGUAGUUUGUAUAUUCAUCAAGGCUCAUCUUUAGAACCAAUACUGAUGAAUCGAGCAGAUAUAUUGAAAUGUUGUUGCGCUUAUUUUGUUUAAUUAUAAGGAGAUUUGUCUUUA